Molecule: messenger RNA, 326 nt
Organism: Haemonchus placei
Lineage: Eukaryota; Metazoa; Nematoda; Chromadorea; Rhabditida; Trichostrongylidae
Source: the annotation of a GenBank genome assembly
AUGACAGUGCUCGGUCGGCAUAAAAUUGAACACAACGGCGACAGUUUUGAUGCAUUAGAGGCGCUUUGAAUCCUGCAAAGGAAUCCUAAAAUGAACAACAGAGAUGAGUGUCCGCCUAUGAGGUUAACUCAUUAGCUACUGAAUUCAACCUCGAAGCUGACGAUUUCGUAGACGAGCUGCUCGCAUCAGUCGUCAAUUUGAAAAAAACGGAGGUGGACUUGACUGUUCUGGAGCACAUGGAAACGGAACUAAUGAAAAAGCUCAAGAAAAACUUGGAUGGAUUCGUACCAGGAUCAUCAUUGAAAUCAAAAAGGUGCGUCUUCUAG